Molecule: messenger RNA, 3519 nt
Organism: Cataglyphis hispanica
Lineage: Eukaryota; Metazoa; Arthropoda; Insecta; Hymenoptera; Formicidae
Exons: 4
Coding region: 1182-2306 (374 amino acids)
Source: RefSeq, a predicted model, not a curated record
GAUUCACAUCGAUUUCGCUUUAGUCGUUGUUUAACGUUGUCGUCGUGAGUUCGGCUGGUUUCACUCGUUCGGCAAAUCGGUCAAAAGAAAAAGAGAAGAGAGAAAGAGACAAAUUCGUCGAUUACGGAGAGAAUAGAUCGAAACUAGAGCACUCCAAUUAACGAAAAACGACGAGAGAUCGAUGAAAAUAAAAUCGAAAAAAAGAGAAGAAAAGUAAACUUUGUUCUCUGAGAGAAAUUACUUAAUUCCCUUCAGUGAUUCAUGUGCAUCUUUCUUCGUAAUAAAUAACAUAGCUCAGCGACGCGAUAAGUGGAAAGAAAAAAAUAAUUGCUUUUCUAGGCAUCGAUCAUAAGUCGAAUGAAGAGAGAAGAAAGAUAAAUAUUCUUCCUCUUUUUGCUACACGGGAUGUGAAGAGAAGUCCAGAGAAGUUGUUGAAGGCCCGUCUUUCCAUUCUUUGCGUCCUUUUAAUUAUAAAGAUCAUCAAACGGGGACCAAUAGAGUUCUGUUGAUACUUCUUCUGUCGAGCCUUUUGAUUGCACAAAUGGGAAAAGAAGGUCGGAGAGAGGAUCGUUGCAUUUUGUGCUUUGAAUCAUGAUCACACAUCGAGCAAAGAGAGUCGGCAGCAAAGUACCUUUACAUUCUUCAACAAAUAUAUCAAGUGUCAAAAAAGCAUACGCCACGAAAAGUUUAUAGUUUCUUGUUCGUGUUGACAGAUGAAAUGUUUUUUACUUUUCGAUUGUAGGUAGGCUUGCAACUAAUAAAAAAAAUCUCUACAACGAGUGCAAGGUAGAUUUGACAGACGAGGAGAGAUGCUAAAUAAUUCUUUGCAGUUUAACGGAAGGGAAGGAUAGACGAGAAAAAGGAGCCUGCAUCACCGCAUGUAAAAAAAAAAGGGUAUUAGCAGGAAAAGUUGGCGAGAAAAGUUGAGCAGAUGUAACGACGAAAGACAAUCCUCUUUUCGUGAGCACGAUCAGAUGGACGUGGAAUAAGAUUAAAAUAAGAGGCUGCAGCCAAGUGCGAGAGAUAAAAGGAGAGAGAGAGAGAGAGAGAGAGAGAGAGAAAGAGAAAACCUGUGAAAAGAAGACGAAGCAAUGCUGCAUAAAAACUAAACGGCAAACUUUCGCUGCGAAGCAAUUAAAGGAAUAGCAGUUAGACCCAACGAGAGUGAUGAUAAGAUAAGAAUGAAGAAAUUCGCGACAAACUUCGGAAUUAGUGUUCUCUUCUUUUCGUUCUCCGUCCUGUUAGGUUCGCUUACUGCGGCGAUUUCAGGGAUUUCGACCGUACUUGCCGACGCCGAGAAGAAUGUCGACAGUACUCCGAUGCAUAGCGUCGAAUUGACGCAAAAGGGCUACAUUCAAUUUCUCAGAUGGGCAAUACCCGUGCCGGAUAUUCAUGAGUUUACAUUCUGCCUUUGGAUGAAAUCAACUGAUCUCAAAUAUCCACACUCGAUCUUUUCAUAUUCGAGGAACGAGCGGGAACGUUUGAUUCGAUCUUGGAUAUCAUCGCGCGGAAGAAGCAUUCAUCUGGAAAUCGGCGGCGUGGAGGUACUUCGAAGGUCGGUUCGUAUACAAGAGCACCGCUGGUAUCACAUAUGUCAAAGUUGGGAGAAUCGGGUCGGUCGUUACGCCCUGUGGCUUGACGGGCAUUUGGAGUUGCAAGGUCAUCUCGAGGAGAUAAUCGAAUAUGUGAUUCCGGGAGGCGGUGAUAUCGUCCUAGGUCAAGAAUAUACGGACUUCGAUAAAGGGCUAGAAGAGGGCAUCGAGGGUUCGGUCUUGGGCUUUAAUUUUCUGCUGGCCUCGGCGUUCGAUUCUCUCGAUAGCGGCUAUCGAAGACCCUUCCGAUCAAUCAAUGGAGCUACGGAUCAAGCCAUGGUUCCCCUUGUCCGGACGAAAAUGGCAAGGCGCGAUUCGAAUCUCAGAGCGGCGCGUGCACUCGACAGACUGAUUUCGAUGCGAUUUGCGCUCAAUCCUAAUUGGUCCCGUAAAAUCUUCCAGCAGUCUGUCGCAACCGUUUCGCCAUAUCGAUUAAAUAUCGCCAACGGCACACGGAAAGAGGAGACAUUGCCGAUUCGUAAAAAUGCGAUAUUUAUUGAUGACUUGAUCGAAGAAAUCAAUUUAUCUGGAAAACCAUCGGACAAUUCCUUGGGUAUACAAUUAGUGAAAUUGUCUUACUCUCACUGUCAACUAGGCAAAGGUAGCCCGCCCAUAGGUGGUUCGUUAAUGUUGAUUUCUUGGAGCAGAACACCUGUAAGGAUGUUUGGCGGUGCUACCAUAAAAAAUGUCGGUAAUGAAUGCGGUAAAUUUUAAGGGAUUUCCCUUGAGAGUACGCAUAUUGUAUCAAAAUGGAAAACAUAUAAUUAAAUGAUACUUUUUAUAAAAGAAGAAGCCUUUGUCAUAAAAAAAAACAAUUAAUAUCAGAAAAUUGAAAGUUAGAAUUAUUAAGUUCAAAAUUUAAUAACUUUUUUUGUGAGUAAAGUAAAAUGUCUGUGUGUAUUUAAAAGAAAUAUUGAUAAUAUUAUAAUGAUAUUUUUAUACAGAAGUAUUUUUAUACAUUAUUUGUAUUUCAAAAUUUUCCGUAUUUUAGUGCCAUAUGUAGUAAGCUUGUUGCAGUCACCGAUAAAUAAUAAGCGUAGACGAAUUAGUUUUGAUUCUUAUUAAUACAUUUACGAGUCACGUAACUUGUCUGCGCGAUUGCAGAGUUUCAAGUUGCGUAAUUACGGUUCAACUUGAAACUCCAUCCGCAAUCGAUGAUCUUGCUUCACGUACCGACCAGCGUUAAUUAAUUCCAUGAAAUUCCCUUCAAUGUAAUCAUAGUCGUGAAAGAAAAAUAUAAAUGUUUCAUACCAUAAAUAAACCGCGACUUUUUUCUCCAUUUGACAAAAAUAUCGAACUUCAAAGAUGUAGCUACUGUGCGUACAGCAAGAUUAAACAAAUUACAAAGUCAUGAUAAUAAAUCUUUAUUCCAAUAAUUCCAUUUCAAAUCGAGUAGAAGAAAAGUCAGCCAGACAAAGUGUAUGUUUAAUAUCACUUAAUAAAAAAAAAAUAAAAAUUGUAUAUAUGCUAUUUAACGGUUGACGUUGUAAAUUAAGUCCUCAACAGUUUAAAAUGGAGCUAAUUUAUAUUUCAUUUUUAAAUAGUUGAUUUGUCCUUUUCUUGUACGAGAUUUUGAAAGAUUGUAGCUUUUGUGUAUGUUUAACAUCUUUUUUGUAAGCGGAAUUUUGACGUUUGUUGACGUUCCGCCUAUUCCUUUGACAUUGAUCACGUGUACAAACGUUCUGAGGAUCCGGCCGGAGACGUUUCUCGCCGGUGGCGAAUUGCGCCGGAUGUUGAAAUUCCGUUUUCAUUUCUCGCAAUCCGGAUCGCCGCCGGCGAAUAAAACGUGCUAUCGGGAACCUCUAUGUAACUCGCGUUACAUAGAGUUUCGUAGUGCAGACAUAGUUUCUACCUCUAUAAUAACAGUACCUUUUUUGUAAUUUUUCUCCGAUAAUGUAAGUGUUCUAAUAUAUAAUAUUAAAAGCUA